GAAAAACUGUUAGAUACAAUUUGAAAUUUUGAUAACCAUGGAUUCGUUUUUUGAGCGACCAAGAGAUAUACCCGAGCCGAUAUCGAUUGAUAAGUUUACGUGCAAGCCAAGCGUGCCCGAAGUAUCGAUGAUUAGCACCAAACACCAUCAACCGUCGGGCACUUACAGGAAUUUCCAAAAACAAGUAAGAUUUCAAAGCCCACCUUUGCAGCAAAACCAGUACAAUUUCGAUUGUAAUCCGCUCGACAAGGCGAAAGAUCGCAAUGGUUUAGACUUCGGAGAAGCUAGUAUGGCUCGAAAAGAGAAAUUAAACUCACUUAAAGCGACGAGUUCGAAACCUUUCGAACAAAUAUACAUGGCGAACAUUCCCGACAGAAAAUUGGAUUUGAGCCUUUUAGAAAUCGAGCACGAAAUUAACAACAAACCUAUGAAAGAUACAGACGGUAUGUCCAAGCACUCGGACACAAUUGAGGACAAUAAUGUCCCUAAUAAAACCCACACGACAGGCGAGAACAAAGAAAACUCAACACCUAAAUCGUACCAAGAAUUUUUACUCAUGCAGAAGCAAAUCGUCUCGAAAAGAAAAGAGGAACACAACGAUUCUGUUACCGAUAUUUUCAACUACAAAAGAAACCAACAGAAUCAAAUUUGUAUACCUAGCAGACAAGAACCUUAUAAGGAUUUACAAACAAGGUAUAAUUUCGAACCAAUAUCGAAACGUAUGCAAGACUCAGAAACGCAAACAAACACCGAUGAAAUCGAACACUCUAAAGCCCUACAGAAUAAAAAAGACUACGAACCUUCCAACGCAGAUUUGCUCAAGAUCAUCGCACAACAAAACGAACAGUUACUUUUACUCCAAAAACAGGUAGCGCUGUUACUAGACAGGGAGAAACACUUUCCGAAAUCGAUCGAAACAGGCGCAGCGGUAGAAGAAAGGAACUUCAACCUGCUAUCGACCCCUCAAAAAAACCUGUUCAGACAGGAAAACACGGUAACCCAGCAAGCCAGCAUUUUCAAAGACAACCAGCGAACGUGGGGCAUGUCCAAAUUUUCAAUAAACGUCACCACCAGCCUGGAGAUGCCGAUACGAGCCCAACAGAAACAAAACUUCGUGAACCACGAGCCCAAGAUACAGGAAAUCACCGAAUCCGAUUUGUCUCCGGUGAAAACCGAUAAUCUAGACCAAUCCAUUCGACUGGGAGAACAGCUAAGGGUGAGAGAACCUUGCCCGAGCCCCCAGCCUAGCAUCAACAUCGAUAUGAACGAUUUCGAUAGCUCCUCCGAUGAGGAAUCCUCCUCGGACAUCGGCGUUACGUUUUACAACAAUCUAAUGGGGCAAGUGAAUAACAUGCUGAAGAAUGCCAACGCGGAAACUGAUCGAAAAACAGUCGACGAAGACAAGAAUAAGAUGCUGAAUAAAGUCAAAGAAGCGACGUUGAAGCAUUUAAAGAACGUAGGGAUAAGCAUGGGGCCCGUCGAAGAAGGCGACGAAUCGGAAGGGGGCUCCGUUCAGCAAUUAUUCAUGAAGUAUUUGCCUAACGAGCGACUGCAGAAAAGGGAGAUGGGUUUCGAAAAGGAAGCGCCUGCUGGGGGUUUUAUAACGCCCAGACCGGAAUUCUCUUUGGCUAGUUUGGAAUACAUGAAGAAAUACAAUCUGAUUCCGUCUAAAGAGAAAGUUCCGGACUUUAUUGUGCCCAGAAGUAGAGGACUUGACGAUAGGAAAAUUCUCGACUUGACAGCUUUAAAAAUGCAACCGAAACUAAUGUAAUUAUGUAUUAGUUAAAGGUGUAAUUAUUGUAUGUUUUAAUUGUAAAUAUAACUAUUUUAUUAAUGUAUUUUUU
This is a messenger RNA of Phyllotreta striolata, 1844 nucleotides long. NCBI's taxonomy places the organism in Eukaryota, Metazoa, Arthropoda, Insecta, Coleoptera, Chrysomelidae. The record is from the annotation of a GenBank genome assembly.